GGCUGCUUUCGUUAAAAAAAAAUAAAAAUGGCUCAAAUGCCACAGGAUUGCAGGCUCAGAAAUGCAAAGUAGCACUUUAAAUGAAUGCAAUACAGAUAGAAGUGAGUGGGGUUUUCAACGGUAUCUUGAGCACUGUGUGACCCAGUAAGGAAUGCAUGUUUACAACAGGGCAGUCUCCUGGCUGGGACAGACUACUAACCACAAGCAUAGCAUCUGAAUAUAAAGUUAAGGCAACACCAUCAUUUAAAGCAUGCUGCCCCUGAAUGAUUUACAACCCCAGACACAAAAACAAGCUUAUUCACCCAUCGGUCUGUGGAACCAUUUGCAAUCUCAGAUUAAUUUCACUGGAAAGGUUGCAUACUUAUGGGGUAAACUGCAUUCCUUUCCUUUUAAGGAGAUGUUAUCUGGGAGUUAUUUUUUAAUUGCUGAAAAAUGUUAGAAGGCUAGUUUUCAGGGCUGGCACUGAAACAGGCACUUUAUCACAUUGCAUAUAGAUGAAAGGAUCUAGACACGCACUGCAAAAUAUGCAUCAAACUUGCAUUGCAUAAGACUCAUGUGUAUCACCGUUUUGUAACUCUAUUGGCCUGGUUCUUAUUUUAAAAAAAUGUGUAAUUCACUCAUUUGAUGAAAAUUUCUCUCUGGGUGAAGUCCUGAAAGUCCAAGAACCCCUUUAGAAAGACAUAUUCCUCCAAAUACAAGGGUACAUUAUCAGAGACAGUGGUGGUGAUGUAUGAAAACCAGAGACCUCUAUGACUCAGGGAGGUGAUGAACUGACAGGCAGAUGGAGCCCAUUAUCCUCACUUCUCAGUCCAAGUUUUCCCUGUAAAACUAACAGAGGAGAAGGAUUUUAAGCAAGCACAAGGCACAGACCGCAAGAAAAAGACUGGGAAGAACUGAAAAAAACAAGGAGCGAGACACAAGAUAUUGCUCAGGUUGUAAAGCGGUUUCCUUCAGUCUGCCUUUGAGAGUUUUAACAAAAAUGUACAAUUUUUGCAAAUUUUCCAGCUACUAGGUUUGAAUACUUCUAAUGAAAUUGUCACUGCCACGCAAAGAGUUCACUUUUUCCAUCUAUCUGUUUGGACUGUGAAAAUUCAUUUUGAAGAACAGGAUGUUUCAGACCAUUGUUCGGCAAGCAACUACAGCUUAUCGUCCACUUCCUACGCACCACCCAGGGGAGCCUGGAGUGAAGUAUACUGGCAAGAUGGUCCAUGAAACCCAACUCAGUUGCUUCUACAUCACACCUGGAGGUUCCAACUAUGCGAGUCCCCGUCCAGCUCAUGCCAACAUGAAUGCCAAUGCAGCUGCAGGGCUUGCACCUGAGCAUAUCGCUACUCCAGGUGCAGCCCUUUCCUGGCAGGCUGCUAUCGAUGCUGCCAGGCAGGCCAAAUUGAUGGGUGCAGCCGGCAAUGCAACAAUAUCCACCGUCAGCUCCACACAGAGGAAACGGCAGCAGUAUGGGAAACAGAAAAAACAGGGUACCACCACAGCUACACGUCCUCCCCGGGCACUGCUGUGUCUAACACUGAAAAAUCCCAUCCGGCGGGCAUGCAUCAGUAUUGUUGAAUGGAAACCAUUUGAAAUUAUUAUUUUACUGACUAUUUUUGCCAAUUGUGUGGCCUUAGCUAUCUAUAUCCCCUUUCCAGAAGAUGAUUCCAAUGCUACUAAUUCCAAUCUGGAACGAGUGGAAUAUCUCUUUCUCAUAAUUUUUACAGUGGAAGCAUUUUUAAAAGUAAUAGCAUAUGGACUUCUCUUUCACCCUAACGCUUACCUCCGCAAUGGCUGGAAUUUACUAGAUUUUAUAAUUGUGGUAGUAGGGCUUUUUAGUGCAAUUUUAGAACAAGCAACCAAAGCAGAUGGGGUAAAUUCAAUAGGAGGCAAAGGUGCCGGAUUUGACGUCAAAGCACUUCGGGCUUUCCGAGUAUUGCGUCCCUUAAGGCUGGUAUCUGGAGUUCCUAGCCUCCAGGUGGUUUUAAAUUCCAUUAUCAAGGCCAUGGUCCCUUUGCUGCACAUUGCCCUGCUGGUGCUGUUUGUCAUAAUUAUCUAUGCUAUCAUUGGAUUGGAGCUCUUCAUGGGGAAGAUGCACAAGACUUGUUAUAAAGAGAGCUUAUCAGAUACACCAGCGGAAGAUGAACCCUCUCCUUGUGCACCUGUAUUUGCGCAUGGGCGGCAAUGUCAGAAUGGCACUGAAUGCAGACCAGGAUGGGAAGGACCUAAGCAUGGCAUUACCAACUUCGACAAUUUUGCCUUUGCCAUGUUAACUGUGUUUCAGUGCAUCACCAUGGAGGGCUGGACAGAUGUGCUAUACUGGGUCAAUGAUGCCAUAGGAAGGGACUGGCCCUGGAUCUAUUUUGUUACACUAAUCAUCAUAGGGUCAUUUUUUGUACUUAACUUGGUUCUUGGUGUACUUAGCGGGGAGUUUUCUAAAGAGAGAGAGAAAGCAAAAGCUCGAGGUGACUUUCAAAAGUUGCGAGAGAAACAGCAGCUGGAGGAGGACUUGAAGGGAUAUCUGGACUGGAUAACUCAAGCAGAAGAUAUCGACCCAGAAAAUGAAGAUGAGGGCAUGGAUGAAGAGAAGCCCCGAAACAAAAACGCUCCAGCUGGCUUGCCUGAUAAGAAGAAAGGAAAGUUUGCUUGGUUUAGUCACUCCACAGAAACUCAUGUGAGCAUGCCCACCAGUGAGACAGAAUCUGUGAACACCGACAAUGUGGCUGGAGGAGAUAUUGAAGGAGAAAACUGUGGAGCACGGCUGGCGCACCGGAUAUCUAAAUCUAAGUUUAGCCGCUACUGGCGUAGAUGGAAUCGGUUCUGCAGACGGAAAUGUCGAGCUGCUGUCAAAUCCAAUGUGUUCUACUGGCUCGUGAUCUUCCUUGUGUUUCUUAACACCCUCACAAUUGCCUCUGAACAUUAUAACCAGUCAGAUUGGCUCACUGAAGUCCAAGGAGACACUGCCAAUAAGGUACUGCUGGCUCUUUUCACGGCUGAGAUGCUCCUGAAGAUGUACAGCCUGGGUCUUCAAGCCUACUUUGUCUCUCUCUUCAACCGCUUUGACUGUUUCAUUGUGUGUGGUGGAAUCCUAGAGACCAUCUUGGUGGAAACAAAGAUCAUGUCACCACUGGGUAUCUCAGUGCUGAGAUGUGUGCGACUGCUAAGAAUUUUUAAAAUCACAAGGUAUUGGAACUCUUUGAGUAAUUUGGUGGCUUCCCUGCUCAACUCUGUGCGCUCCAUCGCCUCCCUGCUGCUACUUCUCUUCCUCUUCAUCAUCAUCUUCUCCCUCCUAGGGAUGCAGCUCUUUGGGGGCAAGUUUAACUUUGAUGAGAUGCAAACCAGGAGAAGCACAUUUGACAACUUUCCCCAGUCGCUGCUCACUGUGUUUCAGAUCCUGACUGGGGAGGACUGGAAUUCGGUGAUGUAUGAUGGGAUCAUGGCUUAUGGCGGCCCCUCUUUUCCAGGAAUGUUGGUCUGUAUUUACUUCAUAAUCCUCUUCAUCUGUGGAAACUACAUCUUGCUGAAUGUCUUUUUGGCCAUUGCUGUGGACAACCUUGCUGAUGCCGAGAGCCUGACAUCUGCUCAAAAAGAGGAAGAAGAGGAAAAAGAAAGAAAAAAACUAGCUAGGACUGCUAGUCCUGAAAAGAAACAGGAGCCUGAGAAGCCAGCUGUGGAGGGGGAGACAAAGGAGGAGAAAAUUGAACUGAAAUCGAUCACUGCCGAUGGAGAAUCUCCACCUUCUAAUAAGAGCAAUGUAGAUGAAUGUCAGCCUAAUGAAAAUGAAGAAAAGAAUCCUUAUCCUACUACAGAGACACCAGGAGAAGAGGAGGAGGAAGAGCCUGAGAUGCCUGUUGGGCCUCGUCCACGCCCAAUGUCCGAACUGCACCUCAAGGAGAAAGCUGUGCCAAUGCCAGAAGCCAGUGCUUUUUUCAUCUUCAGCCCCAGCAACAGGUUUCGGGUCCACUGCCACCGCAUUGUUAAUGAUAACGUUUUCACCAACUUGAUCCUCUUUUUCAUCUUACUCAGCAGUAUCUCUCUGGCAGCUGAGGACCCUGUCCGACAUACCUCCGUUCGGAAUCAAAUUCUCUUUUAUUUUGAUAUAUUUUUUACUGUCAUUUUCACCAUUGAAAUUGCUCUGAAGAUCCUAGGCAAUGCAGAUUAUGUCUUCACUAGUAUCUUUACAUUAGAAAUUAUUCUUAAGAUGACUGCUUAUGGAGCGUUCCUUCACAAAGGCUCCUUCUGCAGGAACUACUUCAACAUCCUGGACCUGCUGGUGGUUAGCGUUUCUCUCAUCUCCUUUGGGAUCCAGUCUAGUGCCAUCAAUGUAGUGAAGAUACUACGAGUCUUGCGAGUGCUCAGACCACUGAGGGCUAUCAACAGAGCCAAAGGAUUAAAGCAUGUGGUUCAAUGCGUGUUUGUAGCCAUACGUACCAUAGGGAACAUUGUGAUUGUCACCACGCUGUUGCAGUUCAUGUUUGCCUGCAUUGGAGUCCAGUUGUUCAAGGGCAAACUAUAUAGUUGCACUGAUAGCUCCAAGCAAACAGAAGCAGAGUGCAGGGGCAAUUUUAUCACCUACAAGGAUGGAGAAGUGUCUCAACCAAUUAUCCAGGCUCGAAGUUGGGAGAACAGCAAAUUUGAUUUUGACAAUGUCCUCACUGCCAUGAUGGCCCUCUUCACUGUUUCAACAUUUGAAGGCUGGCCAGAACUGCUGUACCGAUCCAUUGAUUCCCAUAUGGAAGAUGUGGGGCCCAUUUAUAACCACAGGGUGGAGAUCUCUAUUUUCUUCAUUAUCUACAUCAUCAUCAUCGCUUUCUUCAUGAUGAACAUCUUCGUUGGUUUCGUCAUCGUCACUUUUCAGGAGCAAGGAGAGCAGGAGUACAAGAACUGUGAGCUGGACAAGAACCAGCGCCAGUGUGUCGAAUAUGCCCUGAAGGCCCGCCCCCUUCGGAGAUAUAUCCCCAAAAACCAGUACCAGUACAAAGUGUGGUAUGUGGUGAAUUCCACCUAUUUUGAAUAUUUGAUGUUCAUCCUCAUCCUGCUGAACACCAUCUGCCUGGCCAUGCAGCACCACGGUCAGAGUUGCAUCUUCAAAGAAGCAAUGAACAUCCUCAACAUGCUCUUCACUGGUCUCUUCACCGUCGAGAUGGUUCUGAAAUUAAUUGCCUUCAAACCCAAGGGUUACUUUAGUGAUCCUUGGAAUGUUUUUGACUUCCUCAUCGUAAUUGGCAGCAUAAUAGACGUCAUUCUCAGUGAAACUAAUCACUAUUUCUGUGAUGCAUGGAAUACAUUUGACGCCUUGAUUGUUGUGGGUAGCAUUGUUGAUAUAGCAAUCACCGAGGUGAACCCAGCUGAACAUACCCAAUGCUCUUCCUCUAUGAACGCAGAGGAAAACUCUCGCAUCUCAAUCACCUUUUUCCGACUCUUCCGCGUGAUGCGUCUGGUGAAGCUCUUGAGCCGAGGCGAGGGCAUCCGCACACUGCUAUGGACCUUCAUCAAGUCCUUCCAGGCUCUUCCCUAUGUGGCUCUUUUAAUAGUGAUGCUGUUUUUUAUCUAUGCUGUGAUCGGGAUGCAGGUGUUUGGUAAAAUUGCCCUGAAUGAUACCACAGACAUAAACCGGAACAACAACUUUCAGACCUUCCCCCAGGCAGUACUACUGCUUUUCAGAUGUGCUACUGGCGAAGCUUGGCAGGAAAUCAUGCUGGCAUGCCUCCCAGAUAAGAAGUGUGACCCUGAAUCCUUGGAAUCAAACAACUCUACUGAAGGUGAACAUUCCUGUGGGAGCAGCUUUGCUAUCUUUUAUUUCAUCAGUUUCUACAUGCUGUGUGCCUUCCUAAUCAUUAACCUUUUUGUAGCUGUUAUCAUGGAUAAUUUUGGAUUACUUAACACGGGAUUGGUCUAUUCUGGUCCUCAUCAUCUGGAUGAGUUUAAACGGAUCUGGGCUGAAUAUGAUCCUGAAGCCAAGGGACGUAUCAAACACCUAGAUGUGGUGACACUGCUCCGUCGGAUACAGCCUCCACUGGGCUUUGGGAAACUCUGUCCUCACCGGGUAGCUUGCAAGCGCCUUGUGUCCAUGAAUAUGCCACUAAAUAGUGAUGGGACUGUCAUGUUUAAUGCAACUUUGUUUGCACUGGUCAGAACAGCACUGAGGAUCAAAACAGAAGGCAACUUGGAGCAAGCAAAUGAAGAGCUGCGUGCAAUAAUUAAAAAGAUUUGGAAGCGCACCAGCAUGAAGCUGUUGGAUCAGGUUGUGCCCCCAGCAGGUGAUGAUGAGGUAACAGUUGGAAAGUUUUAUGCUACAUUCCUGAUUCAAGAGUAUUUCCGAAAAUUCAAGAAACGCAAAGAACAGGGCCUUGUUGGCAAACCUUCACAGAGGAAUGCUCUUUCCCUCCAGGCUGGUUUGCGCACAUUACAUGAUAUUGGACCAGAAAUUCGACGGGCAAUCUCUGGAGACUUAACAGCUGAAGAAGAAUUAGAUAAGGCCAUGAAAGAAGCUGUUUCUGCUGCCUCUGAAGAUGAUAUUUCAGAAGAGCAGGUGGCUUGUUUGGAAAUCAUGUCGGCUACUACCAAAGUGAUGGGAGAAGUUCAUUCCCUCAGACAUUCACCACUCAGCGCCCUUUGCACAUCAAUAAAUCUAGCAGCAAUCAGGGAGACACUGAAUCCCCAUCCCAUGAGAAGCUUGUGGAUUCCACUUUCACUCCAAGCAGCUACUCAUCAUCCGGCUCCAAUGCUAACAUCAACAAUGCCAACAACACUGCCUUGAGUCGCUUCCCCAGCCCACCAAGCUACCCCAGCACUGUCAGUACUGUGGAAGGCCACGGCACCCCUCUAUCACCCACUGCACGGAUCCAAGAAGUUCCUUGGAAGCUUGGCUGCAGAAGAUCCUGUUCCAGAGACAGUCAGGUGGCUAUUGUUUGUGAGGAGGAGACUUGUCAAGAGGAAGAGAAAUAUGAUGAGCAACUGAAUGAAGAAAUUGAGUACUGUGGUGAACCAAAGCUGGUACCAACUGAAA
Molecule: messenger RNA, 6994 nt
Organism: Lacerta agilis (Sand lizard)
Lineage: Eukaryota; Metazoa; Chordata; Lepidosauria; Squamata; Lacertidae
Gene: CACNA1C
Product: calcium voltage-gated channel subunit alpha1 C
Exons: 46
Coding region: 1109-6745 (1878 amino acids)
Biological process (GO): calcium ion import across plasma membrane
Cellular component (GO): voltage-gated calcium channel complex; membrane
Molecular function (GO): high voltage-gated calcium channel activity
Source: RefSeq, a predicted model, not a curated record